UCAAAAUUUGUUAGAAUGGGGUUCCUGAAAGUUGUCUUAGUGGUGGUUGUGAUCAGUGCAUUUGAUCUGCCUAAUGUCUUGGGAAGUUUGAGGUACAGUCAUAGUCCAAGAAGCAUGGGGCCAAAAUCAGAUCCAACUUCCAGAAGUCCUGCCCUUUCUCCUCUAGGGCUCUGGAACCCUUUGCAAGUGGCUUCUCAGUUUCAGAGUCCUUUGGGUCCUGACUCCAAAAGCCUUGCACAGGAGCCUUUUGGCCUUCAGGAGAAGCAGCUGUUGCAGGGUCCAGUGAAGCCUUUGGAUUGGAGGUAUCCCAUCGUUCCAGAGGUGCAGAGCGAGUUGGCGGUGGACUUCCAGUUGAGGCAACCCGUGACUCCCAGUAGCGUAGCGGUUCAAUGUGGCGAGAACCGGGUUCUCGUAGAGGUCCAGCAGGACUUUUUCAGCAAUGGUCAGUUGAUCCAGCCAACUGGUCUGUCUUUAGGUGGAUGUCCUGUUGUUGGUCAGGAUCCUGGGUCAAGAGUGCUCAUCUUGGAGUAUGAAUUACAGGACUGCAACAGCGUGCUGAUGAUGAAUGAGGAUGAGCUUGUCUACACCUUCUCUCUUACCUACACCCCUGAGGCGCUUGCAGGUACUCCGAUUACCCGGGCCGAUGGGGCAAUUGUUGGUGUUAAAUGCCAUUAU
Molecule: messenger RNA, 675 nt
Organism: Rhinichthys klamathensis goyatoka
Lineage: Eukaryota; Metazoa; Chordata; Actinopteri; Cypriniformes; Leuciscidae
Exons: 2
Biological process (GO): egg coat formation; binding of sperm to zona pellucida; positive regulation of acrosome reaction
Cellular component (GO): extracellular matrix
Molecular function (GO): acrosin binding
Source: RefSeq, a predicted model, not a curated record